Molecule: messenger RNA, 2246 nt
Organism: Penicilliopsis zonata CBS 506.65
Lineage: Eukaryota; Fungi; Ascomycota; Eurotiomycetes; Eurotiales; Aspergillaceae
Exons: 3
Coding region: 42-2117 (691 amino acids)
Biological process (GO): ribosome biogenesis; maturation of LSU-rRNA from tricistronic rRNA transcript (SSU-rRNA, 5.8S rRNA, LSU-rRNA)
Cellular component (GO): PeBoW complex; nucleolus
Molecular function (GO): RNA binding
Source: RefSeq, a predicted model, not a curated record
AUCAGCAGAGGAGAUUCUGACCACCGCAAUUUAUCGCCAACAUGGGGAAAAUAAAGAAGAAGGGAACUUCUGGCCAGGCCAAAAACUAUAUCACCAGGACGCAGGCGGUGCGCAAACUCCAGAUUUCUCUGCCUGAUUUCCGGAGAUUGUGUAUUUUCAAGGGUAUCUUCCCCCGCGAGCCUCGGAGUAAGAAGAAGGCCUCGAAGACUGCGACCCCCAGCACUACCUUCUACUACACCAGGGACAUCCAGUAUCUGCUCCACGAGCCUCUGCUGCGCAAAUUCCGGGAGCAAAAGACGGUUGCGAAGAAGAUUGCUCGGUCUUUGGGACGUGGAGAAGUCGGAGAUGCCGCGCGGUUGGAGAAGAAUCACGCCCCGAAGCUGUCGCUGGAUCAUGUCAUCAAGGAGCGCUACCCGACGUUUAUCGAUGCUCUGAGAGAUCUUGAUGAUGCACUGUCGCUGCUGUUCCUGUUUGCGAACCUCCCGUCGACUGCUCAUGUGCCGCCCAAGACGAUCGCGUUGUGUCAACGCUUGUGCCACGAGUUCCAGCACUACCUCAUCACCACCAACUCGCUUCGCAAGUCGUUUCUCUCGAUCAAGGGUAUCUACUACCAGGCGACAAUCCAGGGACAGGACAUCAUGUGGCUGGUUCCCUAUCGGUUUGUGCAGCGGGUCAAUGGAGACGUCGAUUAUCGGAUCAUGGCCACGUUUGUCGACUUCUACACCACACUCUUGGGCUUUGUCAACUACAGACUGUAUUCGUCGAUUGGUAUCAUGUACCCACCCAAAUUCGACACCCGCAGCGAUGAAAACGGUGCGGAAUUGGCAGCCUUCACCCUUGAGGGCCGUAAGAUCGGGGAGACUCCCAAGGCGAUCGAAGCCGGUAGCGGCACCAAGACCAACGGUGCGGCCAACAAGGAAGUGUCUCGCGAGAUUCAGGCCAAGGUUGACAAGGUGAUCAAGUCGGCGGGUUUGGACCAGGUCAAGGACGGUGAAUCCACCGAGAAGACUACCGAGGAGAACACCGAGGAGAUCGACAGGUUUGAGCCUACCGCGCCCGAAGCCGAUACCCUCCCCCAGCCGGAUCUGAGCGGCAAUGAAGCCGGCUCGCUGUUUUCCCCCUUCAUUUUCUACAUCUCCCGCGAGGCCCCUCGCGCGCCGCUCGAGUUCAUCCUGCGCGCCUUCGGUUGCAAGGCGAUCGGGUGGGAUGCCGUGCUUGGCGAUGGCGCUUUCACGCACGACGAGACAGACCCUCGCAUCACCCACCAGAUCGUUGACCGUCCUCAACUUCCCGAGUCCUCUCUGCCUGCCAUCCCUACCAAGCCCGAAGACGGCGCCGGCGCUGUCCAGAAGGUCCGCCCCGGAACCCGUAUUCCCGGCCGCACCUACGUCCAACCGCAGUGGGUCUGGGACUGCGUCAACGAGGGCAAGCUCCUCCGGGCGGAUCUCUACGCUCCUGGCACCACCUUGCCUCCUCACCUGAGCCCUUGGGUCAAGCCUAGCAAGGGUGGCUACGAUCCUCGGGCCAGCUUGGCCGAGCAGGAGGAAGAAGGCGAAGCCGAGCUUGCUGCCGAACUAGAGGACGAAGAAGGGGACGAGGACAGUGACGAGGAGAUGGAAGACGCGGCUGAGACGAAGAAGAUUCAAGCCGCCGAGGAGGAGGAUGACGACGAAGAAGACGAUGAUGAUGAGAGUCUGAACGGCGGCAUGGAUGUUGCCGGCACUGAUGAUGACGAGAGCGGCAGCGAAGAGGAGGAGGAAGAAGAGGAAGAAGACUUUGGCGGGUUCGAAGAAGAGGCCGCCUCUGAGUCUGAGGAUGAGGAAGAGGCCGCCCGCUCCCAGCACCAGAAGGAACUUGAGGCUGAGGCUGCGGGUCUCCCUUUCUCGUCCACCAACGGGGCCGCGGGGGGUGCCUCCAAGAAGAAGUCCUCGCAGGCCAAGAAGCUUGCCGCCAAGAAGCGCAAGGAGGAAGAGGAACUCGAUCGGCAGAAAAUGAUGAUGAGCCGCAAGAAGCGCAAGCUGCUUGAGAAGAUGAUCUAUUCGAACAAGAAGACGUCCGACGAGGCGGCCAAGCUGCGGUCGAAGAGACGCAAGAUCGAAAAGGCCGCGCAGGCAUGAACAAAAACAAGACGAUAAAAGUUAUAGAAGACUUCAUUUGAUAUCCCUGCUGCCUCUUGAGGGACUUGUAUAUGAUUCGGCGUCUGGUAAUAGUAUUAGUAAUGGAUUUUUGUCAAAUUUCUUUCUAAA